AUGGAAUCCCCAGGCCAGAUCACUGAAAAAGCUGACUCAAGGCCUAAGCAAGCGCUGUUAGGUGGGAAAACGUUUUCUGAGUGGCUAGCUGAAAAGAGACAGCCAAACCAAACUUGUGAAAAUGUUAAAACGGACAGCAAAAGGAAUAGAUCCCAUUCUGGAAAGACGUAUCGAGAAUGGCUUAAGGAUAAGAACAAGGAAAAGCAGAAUGAAGCUAUUUUACAAGAUAAUUUCGCAAUGUUAGAGUUACAGAAGAAAGCAUUAGUUGAAGAACAGCGGAGACUUAAUCCAAGGGUGAAAACGUUUGACGAAUGGUUUGAGGAGAAACGUGCCCAAAGUAUUAUCGAGCUUAUACAAUCAAAAAAUGUUCCGAAUGAGGCAUGGUUGCUGAAUUCUAAAACGAAAUUUCCUGAAGAUGCUUGCUUGGUGUAUGAUAUGUGGCUCACGUCCAAGAACAUGGAGGAAUUCAAAAGAGAAGAGAGAUUGUAUGAAGAAAUGGUUGAGAAGUGGCGAAAAAAAGAACAGGAACGUUUGCAAGUGCGAAGGAGUAUUUUAAGUAAACUUAGUCAAGCUAAGAAGGAUACCUAA
Paramuricea clavata is the source of this 588-nucleotide messenger RNA. NCBI's taxonomy places the organism in Eukaryota, Metazoa, Cnidaria, Anthozoa, Malacalcyonacea, Plexauridae. The record is from the annotation of a GenBank genome assembly.